Megachile rotundata (alfalfa leafcutting bee) is the source of this 2015-nucleotide messenger RNA. It is a transcript of the gene bora, whose product is annotated as aurora kinase A activator-like protein bora. Gene Ontology annotation, molecular function: protein kinase binding. Gene Ontology annotation, cellular component: nucleus; cytoplasm. Gene Ontology annotation, biological process: regulation of mitotic nuclear division; activation of protein kinase activity; regulation of mitotic spindle organization. The record is from RefSeq and is a predicted model, not a curated record. NCBI's taxonomy places the organism in Eukaryota, Metazoa, Arthropoda, Insecta, Hymenoptera, Megachilidae.
CGUUGUACUCUUCUUUGACGUUGUUUCAAAAUAAUUUAAAUUGUAAACACAUUGGCAAAUUAUAGCGAUAUAAUUUUUGUGAUGUAAAAUCGAAGAAUAUAAAAUAGUACAGAUAGUUUGAUAAAGUAAAUUUGUGAAAUAUCUGUACUAUUUGUAUGUAGUUUUAGUCAUAAAUUUAAAAAUCGAGCCAAAAAAAGACGUUAGAGAAAAGGCGGUACUAAGGGAACUUAAAAAAAAUAUUGUUGCAGUUGUAAAUUGAAAUUAAAUACAAAACAAUUGUUGCAAUUAUACUAAAUUGCAAUGGAACAAUUAAAAUGGUCAACACCAAUUAAGAGUCAAAUUGAACAUGAAAAUUUUAUAAUUAAAAGUCCUGUGAUAUAUAAGACUCCUGUGAAACAAUAUGAAUCAUCUUAUAAACAUACUACAUAUCAAAAUAAUAUAGGCUGUAUUUCUGUUCUUCCAAAUCAUAUUACUCCACCAUCCGGGUUAACAAAAUUUAUAGCAAGAAAUCCAUUUGAAACUGAUUUAACUAAUAGAUUACAUUUAUCUGUGAUGAGUCCUACUGUAUUUAGUAAGGCUUCGAAUUCAUCUCAACAAUCUACAGAAUUUUCUUGGAGUGUGGAUGAGUUAGCAUUAAUGCAUCCUGCAAAGAUAGAAGAAUAUCCUACACAACAGAUAUAUUGUACAGACCCAGAAACUGAAAUAAAAGCUCAAGCAGCUAUUGAUCAAUUUUUUACAAAGAAUGAGAUAAUUCCAAGUCCUUGGGAGGUAAAAAGGAAAGACAACAGAGCUAAAACUAAAAUUGAUUUGCCUGUGGAAUCAUCCCCAGAUGAUUUAAAUACAGAAUCACCUAGCUCUAAAAAAGAUGGUUGGUGUCAAACAGUAUUAACAUUUCCACCUGAACUUCCACCACAUAUCGCUGAGAUUUUAAAACCUUACUUUAAAUUUACUCAAGAUCAAAAUGUCGAAAGUGAUGAUGCCAAUUCUAGUAAUAAUUCUUUAAGAAGAAAAUUAUUCUGUAACCAAGAAGACUGUUUAGAUGAUAAAGAAGAAUCUUCAGUUUAUUUAUCACCAGUAAAAUCUUUGAUUUUACCUUCCAGUCCUCCACAAAGUGGAAUGUUGGUGAAUGGUGCUCCAUUGAGGCAAUCACAAAACAUGGAUUAUUGUCACAAUACAUCUCAAAUUGUAUCUCCAAGUUUAUCAUCUCCCAAUAUAUCUCCAAUACACAGCACAGUACAUAACAUAUCUCGUGAAAGUAUAAGAUCGCGAUCUCGUUCAGUUGCUCGACUAGAUUUUACCACAGAUAUGAGCAUAGACGAAUCUGUGCAACAUAAGGAGUAUCCAAACAAUCAUUCUUUAGAUGGGGCACUUAAUAAGGUCGACAAGGAAGUGAUAGAAAACAAAGCGGAUAAUCUUAUGAACUUAGACUGUAGUUAUAUGAAUGCUCAAACUGAUGUUUGUACAGAAACAAACGUUGUAAUGAGAGACUCGACUCAACACGAAUAUAAUCUUGAGAUAGAAAAUUCAAAACUUGACUCUAAGCAUUGUGAUGCUACUCGCGCGUUUAAAUGUUUAACCGAGUCGUAUAAAAUAAGUACGAAUGAAAGUUGCAUUUCUCAACAAACGAAUGCAGCAUUAGGUAUCUGGGAACAAAACUCUGCACAGGAUACUGGUUAUCAAACUUAUAGUAUGAAUAGUAUAACAAAUGUUACCGAUAAUUGUAACAGUACACCAGUAAAACAAAAAGCGUCUUGGGGUGACCGAAUUUUAUCAACUGAUGACGAAUUUCGUUUGUCUGAUUGGAAAGAAAACAUCAAAAAUAUAUUUUGUUCUACCCCAUCACGAUCAAAUAGGGAAAGAGAUAGUCAUAUAUUUUAAACAGUUUUUUAUAGUAAGUAUACGGGUUCGUCGUGCAGUCAAAAUAAAAGAUACAAAUAAUUGCUUUAGAGUUGAAAAGAACUUAAAGCAAUCACGUUAAUUAAUAUUUGUACAAAAAUAAAAGUCAUUUUAUUAUU